CUUAGAUCGCCUAGUUUAAAGCAUAGCCUCUGCUUUCUUCACUUUCAAAAUCUCUUUAUAUAAUAACUCUCACGAUCAAAAAGAACACAACCCCCUAUAAAAGAAUGGCUGACGCAACAGAAAAAGCUGAGCACGACCGUGUUUUCAAGAAGUUUGAUGCUAAUGGAGAUGGAACUAUCUCUUCCACCGAGCUUGGAGAUGCUCUCAAGAACCUUGGCUCUGUCACGCUUGAUGACAUUAAACGUAUGAUGGCUGAGAUCGAUACCGAUGGUGAUGGAUUCAUAUCGUACCAAGAGUUUUCUGAUUUCGCAAAGGCUAACCGUGGUCUCAUGAAAGAUGUAGCCAAGAUUUUCUAAGCCAAAAUUUAAAUCUAUAUUCAUAUGAGGUUUUUGAUCAUGUUUAAUUUGUUCCCUUGUUUUUUGUAAUGACAAUCAUUGAUUAUCAGAUUAUGUAUGUUACUUUUUCAUUAUGCUUUCAUUUCAUUUCAUGUAAUGGUAAAGGGCUUUGGUUAUAGACUUGUAGACAAUAAUUAGAUAUUUGAUUA
Molecule: messenger RNA, 544 nt
Organism: Brassica oleracea var. oleracea
Lineage: Eukaryota; Viridiplantae; Streptophyta; Magnoliopsida; Brassicales; Brassicaceae
Product: polcalcin Bra n 2-like
Exons: 1
Coding region: 105-356 (83 amino acids)
Molecular function (GO): calcium ion binding
Source: RefSeq, a predicted model, not a curated record